AUGGUCAAGCUUGCUUGCUCCACAGCACUGUUCUGGGCUUUGCCAACCAACAUCAGGCCAUUGAUCCGCAUUGCAUACCUUAGCCAGAGACGCGCCUAUUCCCAAAGUAAGUGCUCAACACGCAAACAACUAACAAUUGCCGGUGUCGACUACCCUACCGAUUCAUGGACCAACGUUCCUCGGGCGAUCUUGUCGAACUAUGGCCGGAAACUGCACAUAUCACAGCAUCACCCACUAGCCAUUACGAGGCAGCUCAUCGAGUCUCGCUUCGUAGGUUUCAAGAACCACAACAACUUACCUGGAGUUGUUACUGUUGACCAGAACUUUGACUCCCUCGGCUUCGCGCCAGAUCAUCCUGGACGCAGCAAAACGGACACCUACUACGUCAAUGAAAGUACGCUGCUACGAACGCAUACUACGGCUCAUGAGCGUGACAUCUUCCGAGACAAUCAAAGCGAUGGUUGGACGCUUGCAGCAGAUGUCUACCGCAGAGAUGCCGUUGAUCGGAGCCAUUACCCGAUCUUUCAUCAGAUGGAGGGCGCCCUAACCUGGCAUCGACCAAAUUUCAGCUCACGAGACGCAUGUUUGGACGCUAUAAAGGACAGCCUUCGCAAGCUACCUAAGCACGAUCUUGCGGUUGAAGAUCCCAAUCCUCCGUUUCAUCCGGACCACAACCCGUUGCAGGAGAAGUACCACUCACCCGAGGAGGCCGAGGCAGUCGGUGCCCACCUUAAGCGUUCGCUUGAGGAUGUUGUCGUAACAAUCUUUACCGAAGCCGACAAAGCGCUUGCCUCAGCCGGUCAAGCUUCGUCAACCGAGCAAGAACCACUCAAAGUGCGCUGGGUCGAAGCGUUCUUUCCUCACACGUCGCCUUCCUGGGAAUUAGAGGUGUGGUGGAGAGGCGACUGGCUGGAAGUGCUCGGAUGCGGUGUCAUCGAUCAGCCCUUGCUCAUACGUGCCAAUCAACCAGACAGAAUUGGCUGGGCUUUCGGAAUUGGCCUUGAGAGAAUCGCCAUGCUUCUAUUCGGCAUCCCAGACAUCCGUCUAUUCUGGAGCAAAGAUGAGCGUUUCUUGCGGCAGUUCCGAGCUGCGGACCCGUACAAACGAUUCCAGCCUUUCAGCAAACACCCUGCAGCACCUCGAGAUGUCGCUUUUUGGCUGCCUGCAAGUGCCCAGGGCCCGGUAGUGGCAGAUACACCUGCAUCGAACAGUUCAGCACCCAGCCCGGCAGGCGGCCAACGGACGGAAACUGUUAAGGCGGGUGUCGAGCCUGUCUUCCAUGAGAACGACCUCAUGGAGGUUGUGCGGAUGAUCGCCGGAGAUGCAGUCGAAGACGUCAAGCUUAUCGAUGAUUUCACGCAUCCCAAGAACCAGCGCAGAAGCUUGUGCUAUAGGGUCGAAUACCGCAGCCUCGAGCGGACGUUGACGGCGGAGGAAGUCAACGCCAUGCAUGAGCAGGUGUGCAGCGAGCUUGUCGGCCGGUUCAAUGUUGAGAUCAGGUAGCCAUGCCAACAACUCCACGGAGAAAUGUAUCUCUGCUGAGACUCGACAUGGAUGCACUGUGCUCACCGACUGCCCCUUAGUCUGUUCUCGGAAGUGUAGCUUGUAUAGUGUUGUAAAAUAACCCACUCUGCUCACUGUCUGGUCACGCAAACGGACGGGAAAGCCUGAC
Molecule: messenger RNA, 1672 nt
Organism: Baudoinia panamericana UAMH 10762
Lineage: Eukaryota; Fungi; Ascomycota; Dothideomycetes; Mycosphaerellales; Teratosphaeriaceae
Exons: 2
Coding region: 1-1503 (500 amino acids)
Biological process (GO): phenylalanyl-tRNA aminoacylation
Cellular component (GO): mitochondrion; cytoplasm
Molecular function (GO): ATP binding; tRNA binding; phenylalanine-tRNA ligase activity
Source: RefSeq, a predicted model, not a curated record